AUGCGCCUCCACCGGACUGCCAUCGGUCAGGUGCUUGCGUUCACGCUUCAAGCGCUGUCCGUCGAACCUCCGACUCAGAAAUGGCACGAUGUGGCACACGACCAGCUAACAACCUGGAAGGUCGAAUAUCUUGACGUGUUGAGAGAAAUCCCCGACACUCUCCGUAAAGACCCGCCGGCGUCUGAUUAUCGGCCCUCUCACUGGAAACCGGAUCGGAAAAUACACAACACACGCGCUCGCGCUCGCGCGCGUUGUCAACCGGGCGCAUCGACACCGAAGCAUUCGUCCACUGAAGGCAGCGGCAGUGAUCAAGAAUCACUUUCGCCAUCCGCCGCAGCCGCGUCGCGCAUCCGAUCGAGCCGCGGCCAAGGCAACCACCGCCAAUCAACCCGGGAAGGUGAAAGGACACGAGCCGGCCGAGACCAUAAACAGACCUCUCGGCAAGACGGACCUUCUACGCGACCAUACUGCACCAUUGCGUGCAUCCGCGGCUUGGCUAACCGAGAACCACUGGAUAAGAAUUGCCCCAACUGGGAACUUCACGGUGGUCGGAGACACUCCAUCGGACAGCAGGAGUUCAGACGCCAGCUCCAUCGUCAACUGGCCCGAGAUCGGGAACUUGGAUUCGAACAGCUGCACGUUUGUGGUCGGACAGGAUAUCUCAUCAAAGCCACCCUCCUUUCCCGCGGAUACACGGUGAUCAUGAAAGCAACGACUGUGGAGAAGCAGCAUCGCCUUCGAACGGAAGUGGACAAUUAUCACCGGCUCCGGAACUUGCAGGGACAAUACAUCCCUGUCUGUCUUGGGGACUUUAAGCCUCGCGUUGCAUAUUGGUACCACGGUAAGUUAAUGGCGCAGAUGAUGAUAUUGAGCUGGUCUGGAACGCGGCUUCAGCAUGCCAUCGAUGAUGGGAACUCCCACUUCUUUCAGCAAGAGCGCGACAAAGCUCUGACCGUGCUUCGGUCGCGUGGAGUCAUCCACUGCGACAGUGAGUGGCGUAAUAUGCUGUGGGAUGACCUGAGUAGCCGCUUGGCUGUCAUCGACCUGGAGGAUGUGAAAUGGUUGAAGCGCGCUAGGGCCCUUGAAUCCGUCUCUGCGAAUACACGGCGAACUCGCUGCGUCAGAGCGGUGAAAUAUAAACCCGGCUUGGAAAGGGUGGAAAGGGUGGAAAUUCCGCAACACGGCAGCACCUUAAGCUUGUAA
This is a messenger RNA of Aspergillus luchuensis, 1203 nucleotides long. RefSeq lists its product as uncharacterized. The record is from RefSeq and is a predicted model, not a curated record. NCBI's taxonomy places the organism in Eukaryota, Fungi, Ascomycota, Eurotiomycetes, Eurotiales, Aspergillaceae. Bases 1 to 1203 code for a protein of 400 amino acids. The transcript has a single exon.